Messenger RNA from Penicillium mononematosum, 189 nucleotides. RefSeq lists its product as uncharacterized. The record is from RefSeq and is a predicted model, not a curated record. The transcript has a single exon. Bases 1 to 189 code for a protein of 62 amino acids. Lineage: Eukaryota; Fungi; Ascomycota; Eurotiomycetes; Eurotiales; Aspergillaceae.
AUGACGGAACGUGUCCGUAAGUAUCCUUCCUUGAGGAGCACUCUCAAUCGACCCGGGCCAACUGGCCAACUUGAGCUCGAGUCCAAGUCCCGUGUGGAGGACGAGAAUCGGGCCGAUGAGUUAUGGUGGUGGGAGGAGGCAAAGCUGCGGAGAUUUGAAACUGUAGGACUGGGAUAUGUGUGCUAUUGA